Molecule: messenger RNA, 564 nt
Organism: Aspergillus pseudoviridinutans
Lineage: Eukaryota; Fungi; Ascomycota; Eurotiomycetes; Eurotiales; Aspergillaceae
Exons: 1
Coding region: 1-564 (187 amino acids)
Source: RefSeq, a predicted model, not a curated record
AUGGCCACCGCAGAGAAAACAAAAGAACAGCAAAAACAACCCACCAUCCAGCAAGACGAUUACUCGGAUGACUACUCAGAUGACUACUCCGAUGAAGACUACCAAACCGACGACUACGAGGUCUCCGGCGAUGAAGCAGAGGAUCCCAAAGCUCAGGCGAAACGUCGUCAGCGCCAACAACAACAACAGAGCAGAAAACAAGACGCCGUAGAAGAAGCAGAUGAUGACGAGGACUACUCCGACGAAGAUGACUAUUACUCUGAUGAAUAUGACGACGAUGAUGAUUACGAUAACCAAGUCGCCUCCGGCAAGGCAAUGCAACCCUACCAACCCGCCGGCGGCAACCAAUCCCUCUCCCAGAACGGGUCGAUGAACGUCGUACCGCAAGAGAAGCAGGGCUCGAGUCUGGACGAUGAAGAAGGCAUGAAGCUCAAGCUGGAGUUAAACCUCGAGAUCGAGGUCGAGCUCAAGGCUCAUAUCCACGGUGAUCUGACGCUUGCUUUGAUGUAUGUUCCCCCCUUGCCCCCUCCCUAUUACCUGCUUUCAUUCGCUCAAUUCGAAUAG